Messenger RNA from Mitosporidium daphniae, 915 nucleotides. RefSeq lists its product as uncharacterized. NCBI's taxonomy places the organism in Eukaryota, Fungi, Microsporidia. Bases 1 to 915 code for a protein of 304 amino acids. The transcript has a single exon. Gene Ontology annotation, cellular component: plasma membrane. The record is from RefSeq and is a predicted model, not a curated record.
AUGAAAAGCGCUAUUCUUGAUCCCCUGGAACCUCCAACUUCAAACGGGCUCAUCCCAAAAUCCUUUGCAAAAGACUUAGAAGGCGUAUCUUUUGCUCACAUGGAUACGUUCUAUUCUAAUAUGCUCAACUUCCUUGGUGUCUUUCUGGGCACCAUUUGCUCAUAUAUUCCUUGCAUUUCUUUCCUUUCUUCUCCAUACGUUACGGUAAAUCAAGGAUCAGUUGGGAUCAUUUCAAAAUUCGGGAAAGCGUAUAGGAUUGUUGACCCAGGGCUUUAUUUCAUCAACAAAAUCACCGAAAACAUCAAGAUCGUUGAUGUGACUUUAAGAAUAACAUCCAUCCCCUCCCAAUCUGUCAUUACAAAGGACAAUGUCAGCAUCGAUAUUGACUCGGUCGUAUAUUGGCAUAUUAUUGAUCCAUUCACCGCCGUUUUCCAAGUAGACGAGAUUGUCAAGGCUCUGAUGGAAAGGACAAUGACCACGCUGAAAGAUACUGCUGGCGCAUACGACUUUCAAUCGCUUGUGACGAAUAGAGAAGAUAUAGCCCGUGAAAUUAAAACCAUCAUCGAGCACACUGCCGAUAAAUGGGGCGUGGUUAUUGAGGCGAUUCUUAUCAAGGACCUUAUUCUUAGCAAGGAGAUGCAGGAUUCCAUGGCCUCUGCCGCAAAACAGACAAGAUAUGGAGAAUCCAAGAUCAUCGCGGCCAAAGCUGAAGUCGAGGCAUCUAGACUUAUGAGAGAAGCAUCCGAUAUUUUGAACACACCUGCGGCAAUGCAGAYCCGAUAUCUGGAUACGCUCUCCAGUAUGUCCAAGGCUUCAGGCAGCAAAAUCAUCUUUAUGCCUGUUGAGCAUAAUACCAACUUCACACCCGAGUCCAUCGGAAGUAUGUUGCGAAUCCAAGACGAGGUUGACCAUUAA